This is a messenger RNA of Venturia canescens, 3121 nucleotides long. It is a transcript of the gene pAbp, whose product is annotated as poly(A) binding protein. The transcript has 4 exons. Gene Ontology annotation, cellular component: cytosol; ribonucleoprotein complex; nucleus. NCBI's taxonomy places the organism in Eukaryota, Metazoa, Arthropoda, Insecta, Hymenoptera, Ichneumonidae. Gene Ontology annotation, molecular function: poly(A) binding; mRNA 3'-UTR binding; poly(U) RNA binding. The record is from RefSeq and is a predicted model, not a curated record. The coding region runs from base 726 to 2612 and encodes 628 amino acids.
UACUUUCAACGCCUCUUCCUCAUUAAGAGUAGAGUUGUGUUCACGUGUGGUUGUGUCUCCUUUUUAAACAAAAAAUAGGUCACACAACCCACCUCCAUUCGUGAAAUAUAACUCUUCUAUAAAAAAAAAAUACAAAAAAAAAUUUAAAAACUUAAAAAAACCACAAAAAAGACGAAAAAAACGUAAAACCAAAAAAAUCGAAAAACCGUAGACGAAAAAACCGUAACUGCAGAACGACACCGCAAAGUUAAUUACAAUAUAAAAAAAAAAGUUGUCAACAUACACAAGAGAAGAACAACCAAGAAGAGAAAAGAGAAGAAACAGAGACCAACGUAAAGAAAAAGAAAAAAAUCGAAAAAAAAUACGUAAAAAAGUAAAAAAUAACAACUUAAAAGUGAAUAAUAAUUUUGCGUUCAACAAAUCGUGAGGCGAAUAAGAAACGUGCGCGACGUGGUACGAGAUAAAUUAUAUUGGUCGAGAAAGCAAUAGCCAUAUUGAAGGGGAAAACGUAACGUUUUUUCCUUUCCCACGGGUCCGAAAUCGAGUGAAUUUUUUUUUACACGCCGAGAGCUCUCUUUCCUCAUCGUUACCAACUUUCGCGCAAUCACGAGGUGAUUUUUUUCGUUAUAAAUCUUCCACGCGAGAUCUACGUUAAGGGGGGAAAAACAAGAAAGUAAUAGAAAAAAAGUGUUUGUGAACCUAUUCGGUAUCGUACAAGAGUAAUCAUGAAUCCGGGAGCACCUAAUUAUCCAAUGGCGUCUCUGUACGUGGGUGAUUUACAAGGCGAUAUUACCGAAGCGAUGCUCUUUGAGAAAUUCUCAUCGGCUGGCCCCGUAUUGUCGAUACGCGUAUGUCGCGACGUCAUUACACGACGCUCUCUCGGUUAUGCCUACGUUAAUUUUCAACAACCGGCGGAUGCCGAGCGAGCUUUGGAUACCAUGAACUUCGAUAUUCUGAGAGGCCGUCCUAUUCGUAUAAUGUGGUCGCAACGCGAUCCGUCGCUUAGACGAUCAGGCGUGGGCAAUGUAUUCAUCAAGAAUUUGGACAAGAGUAUAGACAAUAAAGCAAUGUACGACACGUUCUCUGCUUUUGGCAACAUACUGAGCUGUAAAGUGGCUCAGGAUGAGAACGGCUUGUCCAAAGGAUACGGUUUUGUACACUUUGAAACGGAGGAAGCUGCUAACAAAUCCAUCGAAAAGGUCAACGGCAUGUUGCUCAAUGGAAAGAAAGUAUACGUUGGUAAAUUCAUUCCGCGCAAAGAGCGCGAAAAGGAAUUGGGCGAGAAAGCAAAGCUCUUCACGAACGUAUACGUGAAGAAUUUCGGCGAGGACAUGUCAGACGAGAAAUUGAAAGAGAUGUUCGAGAAGUACGGAACGAUAACGAGUCAUAAAGUAAUGAGCAAGGAUGAUGGAAAAUCACGAGGUUUUGGUUUCGUGGCGUUCGAGGACCCAGAUGCAGCUGAACAAGCGGUAAUGGAGUUGAACGGAAAAGAAAUAGCCGAGGGUAAAUGCAUGUACGUUGGACGUGCACAGAAGAAAGCUGAGCGUCAGCAAGAAUUGAAGAGAAAAUUCGAGGAAUUGAAGAAUGAGAGAAUGAAUCGAUACCAGGGCGUUAAUCUGUACGUGAAAAAUCUUGACGAUACGAUCGACGAUGAACGUCUACGCAAAGUAUUUAUGGAAUACGGUACUAUUACAUCGGCCAAAGUAAUGCUCGAGGAUGGACGAAGCAAGGGCUUUGGUUUCGUUUGCUUUUCCGCCGCGGAAGAAGCUACGAAAGCCGUUACCGAUAUGAAUUGCCGUAUCGUCGGUACAAAACCAUUGUACGUUGCUCUUGCUCAACGCAAAGACGAUCGAAAAGCUCAUCUCGCCUCGCAAUACAUACAACGUAUGUCGAAUUUCCGUAUGCAACAAAUGGGACCGAUGUAUCAAGGCAGCGGUGCCAAUAAUUACUUCGUACCAACUCUACCGAGACCACAAAACUUUUACGGUCCCGCUCAAAUGGCCCAAAUGCGAGCUACACCGCGUUGGGGAGCGCAACCCAAUCAAGUACGCCCUAACGCACAAACCGGUAACACCAGCUUCUCCGCCAUGCAAGGACCCUUCAGAGCAGCUCCGAGAGCACCAGCCGCUCAAGCUGGUGGUAUGCGGAACGCUAUCUCCGCCAGGCCCAUCACUGGUCAACAAGCAGUGGGAGGUGCAAACAUGCAGAAUCGGUCGAUGCCUGGUUCGGCGGUUGGCGUAUCGCCUCAAAAUCGUACUGCAAACUACAAGUACAACAUGAACGUGAGAAAUCCACCACACGCAAUGGCGAUUCCAGCUCCUGCACCGGUGCAACAAGCGGUUCAUAUCCAAGGCCAAGAACCGCUGACAGCCUCGAUGCUGGCAGCUGCCCAACCCCAAGAACAAAAACAAAUGCUUGGAGAACGUCUUUUCCCAUUGAUUCAAUGCAUGUAUCCACAAUUGACCGGUAAAAUAACCGGUAUGCUGCUCGAAAUUGAUAAUUCGGAAUUGCUCCAUAUGCUCGAGCAUAGCGAGUCUCUCAAGGCCAAGGUCGAAGAGGCGGUAGCUGUACUUCAGGCUCAUCAGGCCAAGCAAGCUGUUAAGAAGGAGUAAUCUUAUUCGUAACAUCGAUUUUUUUCCCCCAUCGCGAAUCAGUUUUAUUCUCUUUUUUCUUUUCCCAGCCAUUGAUUUUUCCCUCAUUUUUUCAAUCAAUUAUUCUUACUUACCCUCUUGUACUUUCAUUCGCGUUUCAAUUCUGACUCGAUAUCCAUCCCCCUCCUCUUUAUUAAUCAUCACUUGUUUAACGGAACAACUUUUUUCACCUCUUUUUUGCGUUCAAUAUUUCGUUCAAUGAUCCUCGGUUACCGAUUGAAUAUGAAAAGAAGAAAAAUACGAAAAUCAACAAAAAAAAUAGGAAAACAAGCCAUCUGAUUUGUUUAUUUUUUUGUUCUGAUUCCGCUAUCAAUCGACGCGGUUAUUGUUAACUUGGCGAAUUUGUAAAACAACUUACGCACGUUUGUUGUCUUUCUAACAACGAUCGUGACAUGGUUUUUUCUUCGAGUUUUAAGAUGAUGAAUUUUUUUCCUUUCCAAAAGAUGAAACAAAAAAAUAAUAAAAAUACA